Penicillium waksmanii is the source of this 888-nucleotide messenger RNA. RefSeq names its product SDR family NAD(P)-dependent oxidoreductase. The transcript is spliced from 4 exons. The record is from RefSeq and is a predicted model, not a curated record. Gene Ontology annotation, molecular function: oxidoreductase activity, acting on the CH-OH group of donors, NAD or NADP as acceptor. NCBI's taxonomy places the organism in Eukaryota, Fungi, Ascomycota, Eurotiomycetes, Eurotiales, Aspergillaceae. Bases 1 to 888 code for a protein of 295 amino acids.
AUGGCUCCUUCCGAUCGUCUUAAUCAGGUCAACAAGCACCUCAAUUAUCCGGCCGGCAUGCUUGCCGGCCAGGUUGCCAUCAUCACUGGUGCUGGCCAGGGUAUUGGUGCCGAGGCUGCGCGGCUGUUUGCGAACGAAGGCGCCAAGGUCGUGGUCGCUGAUAUUGACAGCAACAAGGCCAACGCGGUGGCUGGCGCCAUCAAUGCCGCCGAAUCCGGCCGCGCUCUCGCUGUGGUCGGUGAUAUCACGGAUGCCAACUACAUCAAUGAACUGGUGAAACGCACUGCUGAGUUUGGCGGUGGCAAGAUUCAUAUCAUUGUGAACAACGCUGGGUUCACCUGGGACGGGGUCAUUCACAAGAUGACCGACAAGCAAUGGGAGACAAUGCUUGCUGUGCAUAACACAGCUCCCUUCCGCCUGGUACGAGCGGUGGCGCCCUACUUCCGUGUCAAGGACCAGGAGCCGCGGGUAAUUAUCAAUAUCAGCAGUACGAGUGGCAUUCAUGGCAAUGCUGGACAGGCCAACUACGCCGUCGGCAAAGCUGGUGUCGUUGGCCUUACCCGCACUAUCGCAAAGGAAUGGGGCCCUGCUUUCGGCGUUCGCUCUAAUACCAUCGCUUUCGGCUAUGUGACCACUCGCCUGACAGCCGCCAAGGAAGCAGGCGCCUUCAUCACUGCCCCUGACGGUACCAAGGUUGCGCUGGGAAUCCCUGGCAAGCAGCUAGCCACCAAGCAAGGCGACGCAGAUGCCAACACUUUCCCGGAUAUUCCCCUCCGGCGCCCAGCGAGCCCCGAGGAAGCAGCGCGGUCAAUUCUGGGCGUAGUCAGCCCAUACUUCUCCUACGUGAAUGGAGAGACCAUUCGCGUGACUGGAGGCCGCAAUAUGUGA